AGCAAUCUUUCAUUAAAAAAAAGAAUAAGCGGAAAAUAUUACGCAAUAAUGUUUCAAGUUGACGCAAUAUUUAGCUGCAUUACUGUGUAACUUCGAUGUCAUCGACCGAAACUUGUCUAUGUGUGUAUCAGAAUACUCGCCUCUCAUUGGUCCAACCCCGCGCGGGACAGCAACAACGCAAUAUUCCGCCAUUUUAUGUUUCGAGCGAAUGUUGCUUCGCAGUUGCGCACUACGCUCCAUCGGUGACGGAUGUCCGUGUAUACGAUAGUGAUUUUAUAACACAAAUUGUGCAGUAUUGAAAUAAUAAUGGAAGGAAAACACGAUAUGUUUACAAAAGUGUGUGACAGGAGGGACAUAGUGGAUUUUGUGAAGGAAGUGGAGAAAUAUCCGUGUUUGUACAACAAAACUUUACCGGAAUAUGCAAAUAAAGUGCAUAAUCGACGAGCGUGGUCGAACAUCGCAAAGAAGGCGAAUACAUCAACGACUGUGAUUGGUCGUAACUGA
This is a messenger RNA of Spodoptera littoralis (African cotton leafworm), 504 nucleotides long. Lineage: Eukaryota; Metazoa; Arthropoda; Insecta; Lepidoptera; Noctuidae. The record is from the annotation of a GenBank genome assembly.